UGUUUGAAAAUUUAGAAUUCCAUGGUUGGUAAUAAUACGGUUUUAAAAGUACGAUUGCCGAUCUAAACUACAAAAGCCUACAAUAUUUGCAGAAGUAUAGAAUAGUAAAAGUAACUAAAUAUUUUCUUGAACAUAUUUCCUUGAGUUUGUACUAAUAUUUUAUAGUACAUACUUUUCUACUUUGUAUCAUACAUAUUUUUACAAGAGGUUUUGAGGUUAUGAAAUGUUUCAUUCGCAACUCUAAAUCAUAUUAUACGCUCAAAUUUGAGUUAAUUUAUGCGGGAAUAAAGGAUACGAAUAAAUAACAUAUUUUAAACAUUAGAAAGUAAAAUGAAGUGGAUGCCACGGCAAUUUACGUUACCAGUCUUACUUGGCGUGUCUUUAACUGGUGUUGGCAUUGCUUUAAUUUAUGUAUUGUAUAAACAGGACGAAGAGGCUGAAACCUAUAGAAGAAAACACAUAGAGAGUGCGAAACGAAUUAGCAUAGAAUACAAAGUACCUAGGCAAUUUGUACCUCUUGUUAUUGGAAGAGGUGGCUGUAUGAUAAAAGAUGUUGAACGUAAAACAGGAACAUACAUACAUUUUAAGGAAGAUAAUAUCGACUGUCCUGAUCGUAUUUGCAUCAUAAGAGGGACCUAUGAGAGUACACAUUUCGCCGAAGAAAUGAUAAAAUCCAUAAUUGCAAAUCAGUCUGUAAUUGAAACAUAUGAAAUGUAUAUACCUCACAAGACGUGUAGAAGGAUAAUAGGAAGAGGCGGUGAAGUUAUAAAUCAAAUACAAGCAACUUCCAGUGCAAAACUUAUUAUCGAAACUAACAAUGCUUCCUAUAAUUCAAAUGGCGACAGAAGGGUUAUAAUAAAAGGAACAGCCGAACAAAUUGCUGCAGCCUUAUUGCAAAUCGAGGAAAAAGUUCGCGAAGAGACACAAGCUCGUACAAAACUGGAAGCUUCUACCGCGGCAAGAUUGCCUAGAGGCAAACUGUCUCCACGCAAUACCGCAGUUAACGCUACCGAACAGUUACAUUCCACGGAACUCCCAGCUUUGCAAGUUACAGAUGGUACAAUGGAGAUAUAUGUAUGUGCAAUGGAAAGUCCUAAUCAAUUCUGGAUUCAAGUGGUUGGUUCUGGAACUACAGCUUUAGACAAUUUAGUAUCUGAUAUGACUGCAUAUUACAACGAGGACGAAAAUCGUGAAUUACAUGCCUUAAGAAAUGUAACGCUCGGCCAAAUAGUUGCGGCGAAAUUUAGUUUCGACGAACAGUGGUAUCGAGCCGAAGUUAUUUCUGCACCCGAAGACGAACAAUGCGAAGUUUAUUUUGUGGAUUACGGGGAUCACGAAGUAGUUCAAGUUGACUCUGUAAUGGAGCUUCGUACGGAUUUCCUAAGCCUACGAUUACAAGCAAUAGAGUGUUCAUUGGCCAACAUUAAACCGCGGGAUGGCGAGUGGAGCACGGAAGCCUGCGACAGAUUCGCGGAGCUGAUCUCGUUGGCUCAGUGGAAACUGCUCGUAGCUAAAGUUAAAGGCUACAAAGAACGAGCCAUCGGCUAUGGAAGAUCUCGACGCGAAGGCACCCCAAUUCCUUGCGUCGAUAUCUUCGACAAAAACGAUAACCACAAGGAUAUUAAUGUCGGCCAACAGUUGAUAAACGAAGGCUUUGCGGAGCCAGAGGAAGCACUUUCGUCGGCUGCUUCCUCAACAUUGUCACUGUCAACGCGAAGCCACGACGCCACGAGUACUUCGAGACCAGCGUCUGUUUCUCCACUGGCGAAACGAGUUCUAAGCCCGGAAACAUCGACGCAGAAUCUGAGCGUCACCGAGUUCGAUUCCAGUGGGAUGGAUCUUACCACGAUUUCGGAGACGACACGUACAUCGAUCACGGAUCCGAAUCAGUUCCACGACAUCGAGGAAAUCAACCUGGUAUCGCCGGAGAAGCCCGCCGGUCGGAUCGAGGAAAUCGAUCUCACGACACCCAGGAAGGACGAAACGAGUCGUUUUAUCGAGAACGAGAAGAAAGUGCUGUGCCGCGAGGAUGGCGGCGGGGACACUUGGCGGAACGGAAACAGCAGCAAUCAGUAUAACAGAUCCCCUAAUCCCAACUUGCAAAUAAACGAGUCGUCGCGGGUACUACCGGCCGGCUACGAAAGCGAUAUCUCCAGCGAUUCCGACGACUUAGAGUUGGGGUAAAGCCACACCGUCAUCGAGCAUUCUAUAUUUUCUGCGAUACUCCGUUUAGCAGGUCCGGAAGUAUUUGCAUCCACGCGUACAUGGUCGAUUUAAAUGAUUUUACCCAAAACUACGCCAUAUGCAUUUAAAUAAUAAUAUCGCGACGGGAUGUUUCGUCCAAGUGCCUUAUGUCAAAAAAACUAAUCGACCAAUUGAUUAUAUUUUUUUAUAUAACUUAUACGAUUAUCUGUAUAAUACGUAUAGUAGCUUGUUCUGAUUUCCAGUUGACAAAGUACGCUUGCUCGAUCGAAUUUUACUUCUUAUUAUUGGGCAGAAUAGUUUAAACCGAGUUAAAAUUAAACCGAUUAUCGAAUUCUGAAAAAUAUAAUUAAGCAUUUAAUGCAUACGUAUGAUAGAAUAAACAAUUUUCAGACAUUAAAAAAAGUUUACGUGGAGAAAUACUUCCGAACAACAGUAUUCGUAGAGAUAUAUCAUCGGGUAGUAUCGAAAGUCAUUCUUCGAUCGAAAUAACACACCAGUUGUUACGAUUUUAAAAGAGUUUUUUAGUUAGUUGCACUUGGUGAAUAAUAAUUGAAACUUUCGCGUAACUAUAUUUAAAAGCGAUCAGAGAAAUAUAGAAAUUAAUAUUUAUUUUCCAUUAUGAAAAGUAUUUCGCCCUUUCGUUUGCUACAUCGUUCGAUUCUUAUCGUGGAUCAAUUUUGAAUAGAGCUACGCGAAAAUUUUACUCGAACGAAGUAUCGUGAAACAGUGAAUAAACAACGCUUUUUAAUAGUUAUCCAUCGCACAGGUAAUUUUCAUCGACAGAUUCCUAUUCCGUCUGCCAUAGAUUUUAUAUACCGAGCACGGAAAAGUGAUAAUAGUUGUCUUCCGUUGAUAGAGGAGGUACAAACAACAACAGCAUCUCGAAAGAAACUCGAAAAUGCUAGUCGAAAUAAUUAGAGCUUGUUCGAGCAGCUUUUAAAAACACGUUUCUUGCCUCGUUUGAAUAGGUUCUCUAAUAAAUGCAACCGCUUAUACCUUAGCCCUUUAAAUGGAACGAUAUUCUCGACUUUACAUUAGUAGUCAUCUCAUUCGUUUUAGAUCUAUCUCGAUUAUCCAAACAGAUUUUUUUUUCUAUUGAAAUGCGAAGAAGAUGCAGUGUCCAAGAUUUUGCUUUGAUUUUUUCAAUUUAUUCGAUAGUAGCGAUAUCAUUGACGUUUCUUUUGGUAACGACUGACUGAAUAAAAGCAUUUAAUUAAUUUCUAGACUUAAUAUUUACACUCGAUGCCUGCAAGUGAAGUUAUUAUAGUUUUCACGUGUCAGUAAAAAAGAACUACUCCGCAAAGGAAGAGUAAAAAGCUAUUAGAUAAUAGUGUUUGGAUAAUGAUGAUAUUAGUAUACAAAGUACAAUGAACCCCGAAACUCUUGUGUUCUUCCAAGUAAUCAGUUAGCGCUAUCGUCGAAUUAUGCAUUAUUUCCAUCGAAACAUGUACGCUUGUAAAAUAUGCUCAACAUCAGUUACACGAAGAACCAUGUGUUUUAAACAGCUUGAUCGCUAUCACUUGUACAGUGUCCAGGGAAAAAGAUUGCAAGUAUUAAGUUUUAAACGUUAGAAAGAAAAUGAUAUAGAUGUAUAUUUCUAUAAAAAAAAAAAAUUGUACGAUGCUCGACUGUAACUACACAACGAAAAGAAAAACAAACGUUUAUUCUACUACAGACCAUUGAAAUUUAUCAUUAGUUGUUAUUCCCGUUUUUUUAUGAUACUUAAUUUCAUAUUUACAGUUACAAAACUCGUAAAUAUUAUUUGUUAUAUUCCGAUUGAAAGAAAAAAUAUCAUUUUUAUGUAACUAACAACAUUGAUGGGUUGUCAAUAAAAAUAUGUACAAUCAAUAUUCGUGAAUCUAGCGUUGAUUAGAAAUUACGUAGAUUAAAAAACAUCGUAGAGGCUUCGUUAUUCCGUAGAUAGAUUUGGGCAAAAUUUGAAUCGAAAUAGAAACAAAGUUGCUUAGAAUAAAAAUAAGAAUUUGGUGUUUGGCCAGCCCUGGGAAUCAACAAAUUAGUAUUCUUGAUUUUUCUCUUAUUUUGGCCCCUAGAAUCUCCCGUUAAAAUUUUGUUCGUGAUGUAAUCCUUUCGGUGCUACGAAAUUUGGAAUAAAUCGCAACACGCUGUUCUUAGUCGAACGUAAU
Messenger RNA from Colletes gigas, 4349 nucleotides. RefSeq names its product tudor and KH domain-containing protein homolog (gene papi). Bases 331 to 2184 code for a protein of 617 amino acids. The record is from RefSeq and is a predicted model, not a curated record. The transcript has 8 exons. Lineage: Eukaryota; Metazoa; Arthropoda; Insecta; Hymenoptera; Colletidae. Gene Ontology annotation, molecular function: RNA binding. Gene Ontology annotation, biological process: spermatogenesis.